AUGUCCAAUCACAAACCAGGUCUUUCGGGGAUAAACCAUAACCAGUUGUCAAGCCACCAAAACCUUGACUCCCUUAAUAUCACUGGCAUUAGUAAUAACAAUAACAACGACAACAACAAUAACAACAACGAUAACUCAAGUCAGGUAUUUACAGUUAUGGGUAAUGGGAUCCCUGUUGACGAUACUCCAAGGGAGUUACUAGAACAGCUUGUUUACUUGGAUGAUUUCUUACAGCAAACAGACACUGGUUCCGGACAGGAAGCUGACUUGGACCUAUCCUUAUUUGCUGACGAGCAUUUUAUUUUUCCAGAUGAGGACAAGCCUGCUCAAGCAUCCUCUUCCGAUGUGUCUGGUAAAGAUAACGGUAAAGAUCAUAAUGGUGAUAAGAAUCAUGGACGUGAUAGCCAUAGAGACGAUCAAAAAACCAAUGAUAAUGAUUCUAAUAGGUUGACAUUCAAUUAUGUGUCGUUCAACCAUGUCACGCCAGAAAAUUCGUCAGUACCCACUCCAAUACCUCAAACUCACUACCAAAAUCUUUCAAAGAGAUAUAAUAACACCAAACAGAAGUUCAUUUAUCAAGAGUCAAUGAGUCAACAUAUGUCUGCUAUCCCUUCAACUAUAAACGAACUAUUAGGGAAGAACACUGAUAAUGAUAAUGAUGCCAUUACCCGCACGGGUGAUGACAACCACAACAAAAUUAACAAAAACAACAACAACAACAACAACAACAACAACAAUAAUAAUAAUAAUAGCAGUAAUAAUAUUAGUAAUAAUAACAUCAACAGCAGAGGUAAUGGCAUCAGUGACAAUAACCACAUUAUUAGUAACAACUUGGAUUCCGCUGCUUCUUCCAAUUUAUCAAAUUCGAGUAGAUCAAACACUGUAGUAAGUCAAGAAGCUAGGAAAAUCCAAGUACCACAAGGAGCUCAGAAUACUUUGGUGGCAGCUGGUUUGUCCCAAACUCAAAUUGAUGCACUUGCUAGUUUAGUUGCUCAACACAAACCAGAAUUAGGCAGAUCUCAGUCUCAGAAACAUCAACAUCCAUCUCCAUUGCAAGUGCAGCAAACUCAGUACUAUUCUCCUUCAAACACUUCUCAACCUAGUACCCCGCAGACACUUCAAGGAUUGCAGGCGUUUCCAGGGGCAAGUGUAUCAAAUACACAAAUACCACAACAACAAGUUCAGCAACAUCAAUUACAAUCUAGUUUAUUAGCGCAACUACAACCACCCCAGCAACAAGUUAAUGGAUUGUUGGUCAAUUUAUUAGCCCAAACAUUGGCGAAUGCGAUUAAUCCUAUCAAUAAUAUCCAACAACAACAACAGCAGCAGCAGCAGCAAAGCCUGCAAACCAAUGUAGUGGGACAGUUGCUCAGCGGUAUCCUGGGCGCAGCACAACCACAAAUACAACACUUCGACGAGUCUGUAUUAAAUCAACCACAACCACAACAUUCGCAGCAGCAACAGGUACAUGAUCUUUCUUUUCAACAGCAGCAACAACAACUUACAGCUUCUACUGCCAAUAAUUCAAUUAUAUCCAGCAAAAAGAAUCCGAUAAUGUUUAAAAAUUCACAUUUAGAUAUAGGGAAGAAUUCUAAUGUCCCAGUUGUUCGUACAUCAACAUCAUCAAUCGAUUCAAGUGAUUCACCAAUAAAAACAGAGAAGCGUGGUCAUGCACACGACAACGAGUCACCGAAACCAGACAAACCCGAGAAUGAGUCAAGCGAGACCAGAUCUGUUAAAGGAACAGCAUCUGUUAGGUUCAGACAAAAAAAGAAACAGAAGGAAUUAGAGAUGGAAAAAGAUUUACAUAAUGCAAAGGAGAAAAUAACAGAAUUGCAGGCUCGCAUUGACAAGCUUGAAAUGGAAAACAAAAUUCUACACAACCUAGUUGUUGAGAAGAGAGAACAAAGGGAUAUGGAUGAGGUUGAAAGGAUAAGAAAGAAGGCCAGACUGGAGGUCAAGAAAUAA
Pichia kudriavzevii is the source of this 1968-nucleotide messenger RNA. RefSeq lists its product as uncharacterized. The transcript has a single exon. The record is from RefSeq and is a predicted model, not a curated record. Gene Ontology annotation, molecular function: DNA-binding transcription factor activity. Gene Ontology annotation, biological process: regulation of DNA-templated transcription. The coding region runs from base 1 to 1968 and encodes 655 amino acids. NCBI's taxonomy places the organism in Eukaryota, Fungi, Ascomycota, Pichiomycetes, Pichiales, Pichiaceae.